Pezoporus flaviventris is the source of this 1977-nucleotide messenger RNA. RefSeq names its product inositol-tetrakisphosphate 1-kinase (gene ITPK1). The transcript has 10 exons. Gene Ontology annotation, molecular function: magnesium ion binding; inositol-3,4,5,6-tetrakisphosphate 1-kinase activity; inositol-1,3,4-trisphosphate 5-kinase activity. The record is from RefSeq and is a predicted model, not a curated record. Gene Ontology annotation, cellular component: cytoplasm. Lineage: Eukaryota; Metazoa; Chordata; Aves; Psittaciformes; Psittacidae. Gene Ontology annotation, biological process: inositol trisphosphate metabolic process. The coding region runs from base 620 to 1807 and encodes 395 amino acids.
AGCUGGCACGACUGUUGUGAAGUUACCUUGCCCAGAUGUCUUAUGCUUCUGGAAAACAUUGUGGUGAAAAUGCCUGGAUAUGCCUUGAAGGCUUAUUUCUAUUCUUGGGUCAAGGCUGAAAAGAAGGACUGUUUUCUUGUUUUCUGAAUGUUUCUGUGCAGAUUGAGCUGUAAGUGCAGAAAGAAUGUAAAAGGGUAGCCAAUCUCAAAUGCUUAUUUGCUUCUUGCUGUUUUUCAAACUGGAAGUCCUGAAAAUUGAUUAAUUCACAUUUUUGUACCUUGGCAACUGGGAACUUUCUGACCUAGUUAAAUGGACCCUUUGUUUUGUUGUUUCCUUCCAGAUGUGAUAGGCAGAUGAAGAAACCUCAGGAAAAGCAGUGUGGUCAUCUGAGAUUUCUUUUAAGGAUAUUAACUGAUAUUUCUGGAACUUGGUUGUAGAAGUAGAUCAUCUCCUUCCAUAUCCUUAGCCAAGCUGCAAUUCACUUCACUUUGCCUUAAUUUUGCAGACACUUACACUUGCCUUUAGCCUUUGUGCUGCACUAGUAAUGGAAGUAAAUCCAAAUGCCAGGACAGCCAGACCUUCUGUGCCUGUCUCCCCCAGGCACAGCUGACCAAUCACCAUGCAUCCACAUGACCUUGACCUCACCAAACCCAUUGAAGAUCAGGGCCCUUUGGAUGUGAUCAUACACAAACUGACAGAUGUCAUCCUUGAAGCAGACCAGAAUGACAGCCAGUCACUGGAGCUGGUUCAAAGGUUCCAGGAGUAUAUUGAUGCUCAUCCAGAAACCAUUAUCCUGGACCCUCUUCCAGCUAUUCGCACACUUCUGGACCGAUCCAAGUCUUACGAGCUAAUUCGACAAAUAGAGGCAUACAUGCAAGAUGAGAGGAUUUGUUCACCACCCUUUAUGGAGCUGACAAGUGCCUGUGGAGAAGAUACCUUGCAGCUUAUAGAGAAGAAUGGACUGGCAUUCCCAUUCAUUUGUAAAACCAGAGUGGCCCAUGGAACCAACUCUCAUGAGAUGGCAAUCAUCUUCAACCAGGAGGGCCUGAAAGCUGUUCACCCCCCUUGUGUCAUUCAGAGCUUCAUCAAUCACAAUGCCGUGCUGUAUAAAGUCUUCGUGGUUGGGGAAUCCUACACAGUGGUGAAAAGACCAUCUUUAAAGAACUUCUCUGCAGGAAUCUCAGACAGAGAAUCAAUAUUUUUCAACAGCCACAAUGUUUCAAAACCGGAAUCCUCAUCUGUCUUAACAGCAGCUGAGGUUUGUUUGGUACCACGAGCCAGCAUGACUGUGUCCCCCUCUGGUUUUCCUUACCGAGCUCCGCUGGAUAAAAUCGAAGGAGUAUUUGAGCGGCCAAAUGAUGACGUCAUCCGGGAAAUCUCGAAGGCUCUGCGACAAGCUCUGGGCGUUUCCCUCUUUGGAAUUGAUAUCAUCAUUAACAAUCAGACUGGGCAGCAUGCCGUCAUUGAUAUAAAUGCAUUCCCAGGUUAUGAGGGCGUUUCUGAAUUUUUCACAGAUCUCCUGAACCACAUAGCUGCUGUCCUGCAGGGUCAGGCACCUGAGGUGACACAGCUAAACCGUAGCAAGCUCCUGGCAGAGCAGACCAGCGGGAUCAUGGACGAGCGGAUAUGCUGCACUAGCACAGGCUGUCUCAGCGUCAUGGGAAAAGACUCCUCCUGGAUUGUGGAAAGUGAGACCAACAGCUCAGUAAAACUGCAACACCAGAGACUAGGCUGCAACUCGGCAGUGUCCCCCAGCUUCCAGCAGCACUGUGUCGCUACGUUGGCAACAAAAGCUUCUUCUCAAUAACUUGCUGAUGCCAUGGACUGAAAAAAAGCCACAGGGAUACAAAUUGUGGUCCCACAACCAGAUCAGGCUGUAACAGUACAUGUGAAAUUGAAAACAAAAUAAAGCCAACAAACCACAACACAAAACACAAUGUAGAAAAACAAAAUGAAAAUCCCUUCCAUUUGAUUUAA